AAGUUAUUUUAUAUUUUUGUCGUAAGAGGGCUACAGUUUCCUGUUUCUUUUAGUUCGUGAUAUACAUCCGAAAUGGCAGACACACCUGCUGAACCAAAGUCUAAAACGAAAGCAACUAAGAAACCGAAAGAGAAGCCAGUAGAACCUCCUCCUUUAAAAAAGAGGCCUUUUAAAAGACACGGACGUCUUUAUGCUAAAGCCAUUUUUACUGGUUACAAACGUGGAUUGCGUAAUCAACAUGAACACACAGCACUUCUUAAAGUUGAAGGAGCUAGAGAUAAACAGGAUUCAAAUUUUUAUGUAGGAAAACGAUGUGUUUAUGUAUAUAAGGCAAAAAAUAAGACACCUGUUCCUGGAAAGAAAAGCAGGAAAACAAAAGUUAGAGCUAUUUGGGGUAAGGUAACCCGACCGCAUGGAACUAGUGGUUCAGUACGUGCUAAGUUUAAGAAAAAUCUACCAGCUAAAGCUAUGGGUCAUCGUAUCAGGAUUAUGUUGUAUCCCAGUCGGAUAUAAAAAAUUAUUAUUGUAUAAAAUAAACAAAUAAAUACCACUUUGGUACUAAAUACCAGUUUCA
Messenger RNA from Apis mellifera (honey bee), 574 nucleotides. RefSeq names its product 60S ribosomal protein L35a (gene RpL35A). Bases 73 to 513 code for a protein of 146 amino acids. Gene Ontology annotation, cellular component: ribosome; cytosolic large ribosomal subunit. The transcript has 4 exons. Gene Ontology annotation, biological process: cytoplasmic translation; ribosomal large subunit biogenesis. Lineage: Eukaryota; Metazoa; Arthropoda; Insecta; Hymenoptera; Apidae. Gene Ontology annotation, molecular function: structural constituent of ribosome. The record is from RefSeq and is a predicted model, not a curated record.